AUGUUUGUUUCAGAAAAUUCACCGUUCGCAAGAUUGCCAUCAAAAUUACGUGAAUUUCUUGUGAACUACACAAUAUCUCAUGGUAUGGAUACGACUGCAUUGAAGAUGGAAGAAACAUCUGCACAAUGUUCUUCGAUUGGCACACUGAAAAACGUCUCUGAUCAACUGCCAAAGCCACAACAACGAAACAUUGAAACACAUUUGGAUUCGAGUGGAGCUGAUAAGAUCAGUGAUAGUAUUAAUAAUACCAAUAAUAAUCAAAAGGAUACAGAUUCAGAAUCCUCUAAGAUUACUUCAACACUUGAAGCAGUUAUUGAGUCAGCCAUCUGCAGUCGUUCUGCUAAACCGACAUCACUUUCCUACAUGGGUAAAAAAUACGCAUUUCUGAUGAAUUUUGUCAGUUCAAUUUGUUGA
Molecule: messenger RNA, 414 nt
Organism: Anisakis simplex (herring worm)
Lineage: Eukaryota; Metazoa; Nematoda; Chromadorea; Rhabditida; Anisakidae
Source: the annotation of a GenBank genome assembly